Striga asiatica is the source of this 1577-nucleotide messenger RNA. NCBI's taxonomy places the organism in Eukaryota, Viridiplantae, Streptophyta, Magnoliopsida, Lamiales, Orobanchaceae. The record is from the annotation of a GenBank genome assembly.
GUUCCUAGAACCGUCGGUUUACCGAACUGUCCCGUGCAUAUAUUCGGGCCAGCCAACCCCUGGCCUGAAAUGGAUCCUCGAUCCUGGAUCCGGCCAUGUAUAAUUAUUUUGGUAGUAGGCACAGCAUUAUUCUCAUCGUAUCCCCGCAUAAAAGCCCACAAUAAAACCCUAUUCACUUUGCCAAUUCUGAAACAAAUUCAGACCUUUUUCUUUUUAUACUUAUAACAGUUUUCCUGCCAAUUAAUCGUUACACUAUUUCCACUUUGCAUUCCUGUCCCGAGAAUUAGGCGCCGUUGGGAUGACGUCACUAUCGGAGCUCAAUGACGACAUACUUCGUAGCAUGGCCGUCGGUGCUGUUUUCUCAGAUUUCGGAGGGAAAAUCAAUUCUUUAGAUUUCCACCGGACAGCGGAUUUGUUGGUGACAUCAAGCGAUGAUGAUUCAGUGCGGCUAUAUGACAUUGCUUCUGCUAAAUUGCUGAAGACGACAUAUCAUAAAAAACAUGGGGCCGACAGGAUAUGUUUCACUCACCACCCAAGUUCCAUAAUUUGCUCUUCGAAAAACUCGGACUCUAAUGAAGAAUCUUUGAGGUAUCUGUCAAUGUUUGAUAAUAGGUGCCUUCGAUACUUCAAGGGGCACAAAGAGAGGGUAGUAUCCCUGUGCAUGUCUCCAGUCAAUGAUGGCUUCAUGUCUGGUUCUCUAGACCACAGUGUUCGAAUGUGGGAUCUUCGUGUAAAUGCCUGUCAGGGAAUUUUACAUCUGAGAGGUAGACCUACUGUUGCUUAUGAUCAACAAGGCUUGGUUUUUGCAGUGGCUAUGGAAGGAGGUGCAAUUAAACUAUUUGAUUCCAGAUCGUAUGACAAGGGCCCGUUUGAUACUUUUCUAGUUGGUGGUGAUACAGCUGAGGUGUGUGAUAUUAAGUUCAGCAAUGACGGUAAAUCAAUGCUUCUAACGACAACGAAUAACCAUGUAUAUGUCCUUGAUGCUUACCAUGGAGAGAAGAAGUGUGGAUUUACUAUGGAUUCUUCCCCAAAUGCAACCAUAGAGGCGACUUUCACCCCUGAUGGCCAAUAUGUGCUCUCUGGUUCGGGUGAUGGAUAUAUACAUACAUGGAACAUCAACGAUGAGCCAAACAAGGUGGCAUCGUUGGAGAGCUACAUAGGUGUCCCGUCAUGCCUAAGGUGGGCCCCACGCAGAGUGAUGUUCGCUGCUGCUUCUUCCUCUGUUCUUACCUUUUGGAUCCCCAACGAUGGAUCCCCUGCCUCCUGAUAAUCCUCUAAUUUACCGCAUUAAGUUCACUUUUAUUUUACAAACGUCUAUGUGAAAUUCACUGAAAUACUUUGCAUGCCUCGACUUGGCCCUUUGCGUUAUCAGUAUCGUAGUGAUUGUUCACAAGUUUGUUGCCUCAAACAAUCAUGGUUACUUGCAAUUUUUUGGAAUAGCGAUUGCAUUAUCUUUAGGUGAAGAAUAGUUUAAAUUAUCCUGAGUAUUGGAAAGAAUAGUUUUAUGUUCAGGUGAAGAAUAGUUUUAACUAUCCGAGUAUUGGUAAGAAUCGUUUUUAAUAUCCGUCUACUGGAAG